This is a messenger RNA of Anarrhichthys ocellatus (wolf-eel), 505 nucleotides long. RefSeq names its product RNA polymerase II, I and III subunit K (gene polr2k). Gene Ontology annotation, cellular component: RNA polymerase I complex; RNA polymerase II, core complex; RNA polymerase III complex. The transcript has 4 exons. Gene Ontology annotation, molecular function: zinc ion binding; DNA binding. The coding region runs from base 90 to 266 and encodes 58 amino acids. The record is from RefSeq and is a predicted model, not a curated record. NCBI's taxonomy places the organism in Eukaryota, Metazoa, Chordata, Actinopteri, Perciformes, Anarhichadidae. Gene Ontology annotation, biological process: DNA-templated transcription.
GGUGUACGACGGUUGUACGCAUGCGCACAUGCAGCAGUGUGUGAUGUGAAAAGAGAGGUAAACAUUUAGCGUGUUAAAACGAAACAAAAAUGGAUCCACAGAAAGAUGCGCAACCGCCCAAACAGCAGCCUAUGAUCUACAUAUGUGGAGAAUGUCACACUGAAAAUGAAAUUAAGGCCCGUGAUCCCAUCCGAUGCAGAGAGUGCGGUUACAGGAUCAUGUACAAGAAGAGAACAAAGAGAUUGGUUGUCUUUGAUGCCCGAUGAAGACGAGGAGAGCAGCCGUUUUGAUAAUUGUUUUCGUUGUGUACUAUUUUUGUGGUGUAUGACCAUGUAAAUAAAUCGAUUGACAACUCCAUAUGUUCUGACCUUCAGGUCUGACUACAGAUUCCUGAAUUAUGGUUGAAGCUCAACAUUUUCAUUGCGACACAAGUAGUGCUGUUGUUAUUUCACCUAAGAGUAACAGAUGAAAGGUUUUGGUUUAUUAAAAAACAAGAUUUUCACUA